This is a messenger RNA of Dendroctonus ponderosae (mountain pine beetle), 387 nucleotides long. RefSeq names its product SOX domain-containing protein dichaete-like. Lineage: Eukaryota; Metazoa; Arthropoda; Insecta; Coleoptera; Curculionidae. Gene Ontology annotation, molecular function: DNA-binding transcription factor activity, RNA polymerase II-specific; RNA polymerase II cis-regulatory region sequence-specific DNA binding. The annotation marks the transcript as partial. The transcript is spliced from 2 exons. Gene Ontology annotation, biological process: cell differentiation; regulation of DNA-templated transcription; anatomical structure morphogenesis. The record is from RefSeq and is a predicted model, not a curated record.
GUGCGUAUCAGUUUCCAGAAAGCGCGCGCGUAGCUAUAAAGAAUUAACUAGAGUGUGUUAUAAGUUAUAUAGCGAGUAUGAAAAACAUACUUGACCAGUUUGUGCUCGAUUGGGACGUGGAUUUCAUUAACUCGUUCAACGAUGGGUCGGUCAGUCAAAUGUGCGAAGGAGGCUUCAAUGCCGCGGAAGGAUUCUCCAGAAUGGCAUCAAUGGGAGCCGGUGCCAUCGGAAUGCAUCCAAGUCUUCAAACCCCACAACCUGUUAAAAAACAGGAGGACCAUAUUAAGCGUCCAAUGAACGCUUUUAUGGUGUGGUCCAGACUGCAAAGGAGGAAAAUUGCACAGGACAAUCCAAAGAUGCAUAAUUCCGAAAUCUCCAAACGAUUAG